AUGCACAUGAACAAUCCUCCAAAAGUAGCGGUGCACGCGUGGCAACCGGCUACCUAUGCACCUAUGCAACGCGUGCACCUCGAUUUUGCAGGUCCCUUCUUGGAUAAAAUGUUCUUGGUUAUGGUCGACUCAUUUUCAAAAUGGCCCGAAGUACAUGUAAUGAAGGACAUUACCGCUAGAAGUACAAUUUCAAAGUGUCAGCAGAUAUUUGCAGCGUAUGGCAUACCUUCGAUUAUUGUUACUGACAAUGGCAGAACCUUCACUUCUGUCGAAUUCAAAGAAUUCCUCGAAUCACAGAGCAUAAUAUAUAAACUCACGUCACCAUAUAAUCCUGCCACGAACGGCCAAGUAGAACGAUUUGUACAGACAUUCAAGCAAGCAUUAAAACGCACAAAUUGCAACUCAUUAAAUUUAAAUGUAGUUUUAAGUAAAACCUUAUUACAAUAUAGAAUUACUCCACAUGCGACCACAAACAAGUCUCCAGCAGAAAUGUUCUUAAAUAGGAAAUUACGCACUCGCUUAGAUUUAAUAAGGCUAGAUAAACAAAUAGAGAAUGCAGCAAGCGACUUACAAGCAUGUAACAAAGAAUUUAUAUGCGGAGAGAGGGUAGCGUGUAGAAAUUAUACCAAAGACUCCAAAUGGAAAUUCGGUACAAUUGCAAAAAGAAUAGUGAAGUUGCAUUACAAUAUAGCAUUGGAUGACGGUCGUUCCUGGAAAAGACAUGUAAAUCAAAUGCGUUCCAUUGGUAAAGAUACUCCGAUUGUAAACGACGAUAACACUUAUUAUUGGUGUUCUGUGGUCAGCGCCAACACCUUUGACGCUGUGGUUUCGUAUCAAAGUUUAUUCAACAUUGGUCAGUACAUUUGA
Molecule: messenger RNA, 867 nt
Organism: Vollenhovia emeryi
Lineage: Eukaryota; Metazoa; Arthropoda; Insecta; Hymenoptera; Formicidae
Exons: 1
Coding region: 1-867 (288 amino acids)
Biological process (GO): DNA integration
Molecular function (GO): nucleic acid binding
Source: RefSeq, a predicted model, not a curated record